AUGCCCAAAAGACUGAGAGAUCCAACAUCUCUGGAGCUGCUAAACCAUGAUACCCAAAAGACUCAUUACUUUUUAGAGCGAGAUUCAAAGAAAAGGAGACAAAAUAAAGCAGAUUUUGGGUUUUUCAAUUCAACAUUCUAUGGAUCUGAUUCCAACAAUGGCAUUGAAGAACUGAUAUCUUCAUCUUCGUCAUAUUUCCCUCGUUUGUUUCGAGGGAAGGAACCUCUUGAGAACGUUAAGAUUAGACAGAAGUUGUUUGAGGAGAUAUGGAGGAAUCAAUCUGCAACUAUCACUAGUAACUUAAAUGAUACCAAUACAUAUGUCUAUAACCGGUUGUACGAAUACAUUACCACUUCUGAAAACAUUGGCAGUGAAAAACUAAAUGUGGGUUUCCUACUGCUAGGCUCAAAUACAGCAAACAAUAUUCGAGUGUUAUCAGAAUUUAGAAGUUUUUGCAAGUGCAAAGCAGCAGAAACAAAAGAUAUAGUUCGAAUAAUUCAAAUAGAAGCAAAGAGUUGUCAGAAUAUUAAGUCAGCAUUAAGAGAAGUGGUUCUGCAGUUUUUUAAAAGUAGUACAACAGAUGUUCUUGAACAAUUGGAUCAGGUUGACGAAGAAGAUGCUGUCGAUGAUGAUGACGAAGAAGAAUCUUCAAAGGGGAACGGAAGAGUUAACUAUGAUUUUGAUAAUGUGGAAGAAUAUUUGAGAGGGCAGCCUCAUGUUAAAUUAGUGGUUGUGAUUCAAGAUACAGAUUCCAUGAUUUCACAAGUACUUCAUCAAAUGAUCAAAUUGCUAUACUCAUACCUUGACCGUAUACCUCAUAUUAGAUUACUUUUAGGUGUUUCAUCUUCAAACAUUUCCCAAUGGAUCAAUUCUACUCUUGAUAACCAAACGCGUACAAUUAUUCAUGGAGCUAAGUUCAAGACAAAUGAUAACCAAAAGGUUAUUUUCACCAUUGCUAACAAUCUUUUUUUAAGGAACCAUCAACAUGAUUCUUUGAGCCCACUUAUGUUGGAUCCACAACUCACUGCUAUUCUAUACGAUCGUAUGUCCAAUGCAGAUAAUUCUGUUGAUACAUUUGUCCAAGAAUUGAAGCUUUGCUAUAUGAUUUACUUUUAUCAAAACCCGUUGGCAGUAUUUCAUGAUACAAAUUUUAGUGAUAAAACUUCCAAGAUCCCAGAAGAAUACUUUGAAACCUUCAAGAAGCUUCCUUCAUUCAAGAGAUUCAUUGAAAAAAGGGUCUUUGAAUACAAGAGCUCUAAGGAUAAGCAAAUCAAGAAUGAAGUUAUUUCCUUGAUAGAUCUGAAUGAUCCUGUGAAGGUCUUCCUUGAGAGCAGUAAAGCUCAAUUCUUAAAGUUCAAGCUAAAGGUGAUAAACGCAUGCAACAUUCUUCAUGGACUUCUAAAGCAUAAGAGAGAGAAGUUAGAAGUUUAUAAGAUGAUCCUCAACAAUGAAGUCCUUGACUUGUUUAUGGAUUCACAACAUCAUUUCAAGAAUUUUGAAGUCAACUCAUAUUAUGUACCUGAAGAUAUUAUUUCAGAGUAUGAGUCGGAGUUUGGAACUAUCUCGGAUGAAAAUGCUGCAUUAUUCAUUGAUAGAAUUGAGAACCAAACAGGAAACAUACUGGAAAUCGUUCAAUCAUACAUAACCCAAGUUUCCGAUUAUUAUAAGGAUUUCCAUGGAACAGUUUUCCAUGAGAAUUGGUUUUUAACUGGGUUUGGUUACAGUACAGACGACAUGAAGAAGGUCAAGUUAAUGAGUUUGGAAGAAAACUACGAGAAUUUGAUGAUAAAUCUUUUAAGACCAAAUCUUAGAAUGGCAUUGGAAACUGGGUUAUCAACUCCGUCAUUAUAUUUGGGGAACUAUUUGAUUCAAAAUCAUUUGCAGAACAAUGGUUUUACCAAAUCUAGAAUUAAAGCUCCAAUCAGUCAAUUAUUUCAAGUAUACAAAGAUGCGCCAGUUACUAUAAACAUUUAUGAUAUGUAUACUGCUUUCAAGUAUUCCUAUAACCGGAAAGAUGUUUUGGCAGAAUUGGGACUUGAAGAUAAUUUCCCUGAUAAUAAAUAUGAAAAGUUGAUGUUCUCAUGGUUUUCUCAGAGUUGUUUUGAGAUGACCCAGAUGGGGUUCUUAAAGGAGAAACCAAAGGCGGACUACCUUGAAAAAGCUAUCUGGAGAGGUGUAUGA
Lizanozyma spartinae is the source of this 2181-nucleotide messenger RNA. RefSeq names its product origin recognition complex subunit 3 (gene ORC3). The transcript has a single exon. Gene Ontology annotation, cellular component: nuclear pre-replicative complex; nuclear origin of replication recognition complex; DNA replication preinitiation complex. Bases 1 to 2181 code for a protein of 726 amino acids. The record is from RefSeq and is a predicted model, not a curated record. NCBI's taxonomy places the organism in Eukaryota, Fungi, Ascomycota, Pichiomycetes, Serinales, Debaryomycetaceae. Gene Ontology annotation, biological process: DNA replication initiation; DNA replication. Gene Ontology annotation, molecular function: DNA replication origin binding.